Molecule: messenger RNA, 1312 nt
Organism: Pterocles gutturalis (yellow-throated sandgrouse)
Lineage: Eukaryota; Metazoa; Chordata; Aves; Pterocliformes; Pteroclidae
Product: nuclear receptor subfamily 2 group C member 1-like
Exons: 9
Coding region: 211-1293 (360 amino acids)
Biological process (GO): negative regulation of transcription by RNA polymerase II; anatomical structure development; cell differentiation
Molecular function (GO): RNA polymerase II cis-regulatory region sequence-specific DNA binding; zinc ion binding; nuclear receptor activity
Source: RefSeq, a predicted model, not a curated record
CCAGGUUCAUCUGUAAGAUCCAAAAAUAAGUGUGUCUAAGCUCCAAGGCUCAUCUCGCAACAAUCUUUAGAGCUAUGGGAAAGUAUGGGAGACUUCGGAUGGCUUAAGAUGAUGUAAAUUUCUGCUGCUGUGGAGAGAUGUGAUCUACAGUUCCCCUUCACCACUGGUACAGCCGUAGUAUUUGCAUGGAAAUUCUGGUGGUUAAAGAUCAUGGCAACCAUAGAGGAACUGGCCCAUCAAAUUAUUGAACAGCAAAUGGGAGAGAUUACCCGUUCCCAGGGAGCUGUUACGCAAACACUAAUGGAUGGGACACCACAACGAAUACAGAUUGUCCCUGCAGAUUCAGGCCUCUCUUUACCACAACGUAUACAGAUUGUCACAGAUCAGCAGACGGGCCAGAAGAUUCAGAUUGUUACAGCACUUGAUCAGAGCUCAGCAGGCAAGCAGUUCAUCUUAACAAAUCAUGAUGGCUCUACCCCAAGCAAGGUGAUCCUUGCCAGACAAGAUUCCACUCCAGGAAAAGUUAUCCUAGCAACUCCAGAUGCUGCAGGUGUCAACCAACUGUUUUUUGCAUCCCCUGAUAUAUCUGCACAACACAUCCAGAUUUUAACAGACAACUCUCCCAAUGAGCAGAGCCUAAAUAAAGUGUUUGAUCUGUGUGUUGUAUGUGGAGACAAGGCAUCAGGGCGUCACUAUGGAGCAAUAACUUGUGAGGGAUGCAAAGGCUUCUUUAAAAGGAGUAUACGGAAGAAUUUAGUUUAUUCAUGCCGAGGAACAAAAGACUGUGUCAUUAACAAACACCACCGGAAUAGAUGUCAAUACUGUAGGCUGCAGAGAUGCAUUGCAUUUGGGAUGAAACAAGAUUCUGUGCAGUGUGAGAGGAAACCUAUUGAAGUGUCAAGAGAAAAAUCUUCAAACUGUGCAGCUUCCACAGAAAAGAUCUACAUUCGUAAAGAUCUUCGUAGUCCAUUAGCGGCAACUCCAACUUUUGUAACAGACAAUGAAACAGCAAGAUCAACAGGUCUGCUGGAAUCGGGAAUGUUUGUUAACAUUCAUCAGUCUGCAAUAAAAAGUGAGCCUACUGUGCUGAUGACUCCAGAUAAGGUUGAAGCAUGUCAAGGAGAUUUAAGUACGCUGGCAAAUGUGGUGACUUCAUUAGCAAAUCUCAGUAAAUGCAAAGACGUGUCACAAAGCAGUACAGAGUUGUCUAUGAUUGACAGUUUAAGUAAUGGAGAUGCAUCGUUAUCUGAACUCCAGCAAGAACAAGAAGCUAGUAGUGAUGUUACAAGGUAAGGCAUGUUACAUUUGAAAA